Messenger RNA from Pseudopodoces humilis (Tibetan ground-tit), 924 nucleotides. RefSeq names its product homeobox C13 (gene HOXC13). Gene Ontology annotation, molecular function: DNA-binding transcription factor activity, RNA polymerase II-specific; DNA binding. The record is from RefSeq and is a predicted model, not a curated record. Gene Ontology annotation, biological process: regulation of DNA-templated transcription. NCBI's taxonomy places the organism in Eukaryota, Metazoa, Chordata, Aves, Passeriformes, Paridae.
AUGACGGCGCCGCUCGGGCUCCCCCCGCGCUGGCCCGACGCGCUCGGCUGCCGCUGCGAGGACGCCCCGCGGGAGAAGCCGCGCAUGGAGAGCCUGGGCCCGUGCCGGGACAGCCUGGGCCCGUGCCGGGACAGCCUGGGCCCGUGCCGGGACAGCCUGGGCCCCUGCCGGGAGAUGCUGCCCCACGGCGUGGCCCCCCCGGCCGCCGCCGCCCCGGACGGAGCCGCGUUCGCGGAGCUGGCGGGCGCGGAGCCGCCUCGGCAGUGCCCGUCCGGAGCACCCGCGCUGGGCUACGGCUACGCCUUCGGCGGGGGCUACUACGGCUGCCGCCUGGCCGGCGUCAACCUGCAGCAGAAGCCCUGCGGCUUCCACCCGGCGGACAAGUUCCCCGAGGCCGGCGGCUCCCUGGCGAGCGAGGAGCUGCCCGCCAGGGCCAAGGAAUUCGCUGCCUUCUACCCCGGCUUCCCCGGCUCCUACCAGGCCGUGCCCGGCUACUUGGACGUGUCGGUGGUGCCGGCGCUGGGCGCGCACCCGGAGCCGCGGCACGAGGCUUUGCUUCCCAUGGAAGGAUACCAGCCCUGGGCGCUGCCCAACGCCUGGGACGGGCAGGUUUACUGCUCCAAGGAGCAAUCGCAGUCCGCGCACCUCUGGAAGUCGCCGUUCCCAGACGUGGUCCCGCUGCAGCCCGAGGCCGGCGCGCUCCGCCGGGGCCGCAAGAAGCGCGUCCCGUACUCGAAGCUGCAGCUGAAGGAGCUGGAGAAGGAAUACGCCAGCAGCAAAUUCAUCACCAAAGAGAAGCGGCGCCGCAUCUCGGCCAGCACCAACCUGUCCGAGCGCCAGGUCACCAUCUGGUUCCAGAACCGCCGCGUCAAGGAGAAGAAAGUGGUCAGCAAAGCCAAGCCCGGACACCUCCACCCCACCUGA